GUAUUUUUAUAGUCAAAACCUCAAUGCUAUCCAUAAGCUAUUAUAUACUAUCCAAUAUUGAAAGUGUUAUUUAAAUAUCAGUUGUACAACAUUUAAUCAAAAAUUGUUGUUCUAAUUUCUUGAAAAUCGUAUAUCAUACUAGGGCAAAGUAAAAUAAUUUUAUUUUUAUUGUAAACGUUCCUUUUAAUCAUGAUUAAGCCAGUAACACAUGUUCUGUUUGAUAUGGAUGGCUUAUUAUUAAAUACUGAGGAUUUAUACACGGUAGCAUUUCAGAACAUUGUUUCACAAUAUGGUAAAGAUUACACAUUUAAUUUAAAAUUAAAAUUAAUGGGAUCUCAAGCCCAUGAGACAGCACAAACAAUUGUUUCUGAGCUGGAAUUACCAAUAACGCCAGAAGAAUUCAUACAUGAAAGUAAAAAACAGUUUGAAGUGUUGUUUCCAGAUACAAAUGUUAUGCCAGGUGCAAAGAAACUUAUUGAGCAUUUACAUAAUAAAGGUAUACCACUAGGACUGGCAACCAGUUCAAGUGAAGAAAGCUAUCAUUUGAAAGUUGAUAAGCACCACCAAGCAUUAUUUUCUUUACUUCCAUACAAAACAUUUGGUUCUUCAGAUCCCAAUGUUAAAAACGGAAAGCCACACCCAGACAUAUUUUUAGUAGCUGCUUCAAAAUUUCCAGAAAAACCUCAAGCUGAGCAGUGCCUAGUCUUUGAGGAUGCUGUUAAUGGUGUAAAGGCAGCAAGGGCAGCUGGCAUGCAAGUUGUUAUGGUUCCUGAUCCCCGAGUAGACAAGAGUCUGACAAAAGAAGCCACUAUUGUCUUACAAAGCUUAGAGCACUUUAAACCAGAAAUAUUUGGAUUACCACCAUUUGAAGAUUAAACAAUAAACCAAAAUAAGUU
Vanessa tameamea is the source of this 896-nucleotide messenger RNA. RefSeq names its product pseudouridine-5'-phosphatase-like. The transcript is spliced from 4 exons. The coding region runs from base 190 to 876 and encodes 228 amino acids. NCBI's taxonomy places the organism in Eukaryota, Metazoa, Arthropoda, Insecta, Lepidoptera, Nymphalidae. Gene Ontology annotation, molecular function: phosphatase activity. The record is from RefSeq and is a predicted model, not a curated record.